Onthophagus taurus is the source of this 1351-nucleotide messenger RNA. The record is from RefSeq and is a predicted model, not a curated record. NCBI's taxonomy places the organism in Eukaryota, Metazoa, Arthropoda, Insecta, Coleoptera, Scarabaeidae.
GCUAAGUUUUAGAUAAUUUUUUUUGAGGUGAUGUAAAAGUUACUUAAUUAAGUUUUCUUUUAAUUUUUAGGAGUACUCCCAGUAGAUCAGGAAGCCGAGCCAACCCACCAAAAAGAAUCAAAUCUCGACGAUUCCGAUAUGUAUAUGGAAAACGAUGAAAAUGAAAAAUUAGAUGUUUCUCAAGACAGCCAAAAUUUUUACCCAUCUUUCGCGCAAUACAACGACCAACCUUUAGGCCAUUCAAGACCGUUUUAUUACCAACCAGAAACAGCUUACAGCCACCGCCCAACAGCUUACCAACAACACGUCGGAUUUGAAUCGGCCAGAAUAAGCGGGUAUAAAGGCGAUUAUUACGAAGAUCGAUCCCCAAACGAAAACAGCAUUUUAGGAUCGGGAAAUUUCGGGGUUAUUAAAGGAGGAACUUUUUACAAUGAUAAAGAUAGCGAAGAAUUCGAUUACGAUGGGGGGUAUUCGUUUUAUCACAACGGACAUGGAAGACCAUCGUUUUACAACAACAAUAAAAGACCUAGUCAACACGAACAAUUCGAGAAUUUUAGGGAUUUCGCCGACAUCAACACCCCAUCUUAUUCGCAUUUCGUCGUCGUUUACGCGAACAAAAAUGGGACCAAAUCAAAACUGGCCGAGGAAAAAUUAGAAAUAACCCAAGAAAAGAAAAAACCGAAGAAUAUUUUGGAACAUUUAGCUUUAAUCGAUUUGGAGGCGACGGAAAGAAGUGUAACGAAGAAGUUAUCCAAGUCGAAAGUGAAGUUAUCGAAAUUUUUGAUUGGGAAGAAACAAAAACAGCCAAAAAAUAACCAAAGGAAAGUGGUAACGACGCGUACAGAUUUAUUUGAACCUUUAUUAGCGCUUAGUUGAAUGAGGAAGUUUUGGGAAAAUUAAUUAUUAGCUCUCUUUGUAAUACAAAAAAAUUUGAAGGAAAAACGAGGCGAAAUAGGGGAUGAAAACGAUGCCCCCAAGAAUGAUUAUAAACCGUAAUAAGUGUUAAGUUAUGUGAUACGCUUUUUAAGACUAAAACAAAAAAGAAAUUUUGAUCACUGCCUAAUUAAUUUAUUUUUUUUUUGACUACUUUCUAUUUCAAUCUGUGAUUCUUCUCAUUCAAAUUGAUCGAUUCUUUCUCUCUCCAUGUAUCAUUAAACGAUUAAAGUAAUUAUUAUUUGUUAUAAAUAAACUAUGCGUACUAGUCUAAUUUUAAAGAUUAAAUAAAUGUUAAAUAAGAAAAAUUAAUGAUUUUGUAUCGAUUAAAUAAGACUUGUGUGUGAUUAAUUCGAUUGAAAGUUGUUGUUUACGUUUAAAUCGAUGUAUGAGUGAAUUAUAAAUAAAUAAAUAUAUU